Carya illinoinensis is the source of this 1374-nucleotide messenger RNA. Its product is annotated as UPF0481 protein At3g47200-like. Lineage: Eukaryota; Viridiplantae; Streptophyta; Magnoliopsida; Fagales; Juglandaceae. The record is from RefSeq and is a predicted model, not a curated record. The transcript has 2 exons. Bases 1 to 1374 code for a protein of 457 amino acids.
AUGGCCGGAACCAGGGAGCAUGUGAUAUCCGUGGAGGAGUUGCUGUCGAGAAAGGUUGAUCUGUUGUCAGAACCGAAGCUGGAAGCCUGCGAGCUGAAAAAGAGGUUUGAGAAACUGAGCCAAGCAGGCGAUCAUUCCAGUCUUAAUACACCAAAAAUACAAAAGGUUCCGCAGUUGCUGCAAGGUCGCAGACAGUUCAAGAAGUAUUUUAAGCCAAGGAUUACAGCACUCGGUCCUAUCCAUCAUGGUAAGAAAGAAUACCAGCCAGCAGAGGAGUACAAGCUUAGAAUGACAAACUGCUUUGUCAAGGAAAGUGGUAAAGAUGCUGAGUUUUUGUACAACGUAGUUGAGACGAAGAUCAAGCAACUAAGGCUGUGUUUCGACGAGAAGGUGACCGAGAAAUGUAACGAUCAGAAACUUGCCUGGAUGCUGUUUGUGGACGGGUGUGCAAUAUUACAGUUCAUUCAUUGUGCUGUUGACAAUAAAUGCAAAUGUUGGAAAAUGAAAUACGAUCUGAUGGCCUUUUGGAAACAGGAUUUGUUCUUGUUGGAGAAUCAACUUCCUUAUCAACUCCUUGUGGAUUUGAAGAAUUUCAGCGCAGAGAAAGGUGAAUUGGAGAAAUCCAUAAAAACCUUCAUGCCUAGGCAGACCGCGCUGCCAGAGGAGGAAUGGAGUCAAGGGACUACGGAAAGGGAUCCGAACCAUCUUCUCGAUCUCCUCCGGACGAUAAGCAUAGGCGCCAAACCCAAAAGUACUCCUGGAGAAAAGAGCUCAAGAAGAGGUAAGUCGCAGUCGUACUAUCGCAACGUGGAUGAGCUUAGAGCAGCAGGAAUCCAUGUGAUGCCGCCCAGGAAAAGAAAUGGUUCCUUGACAACCAUAACUUGUUAUGAAGGACUCAAUUUCUACCUCCGGCUUUCUCCAAUAAUAGUUCAUGACUCAACGGGGCCCAAGUUCUUGAAUUUGAUAGACUACGAGAUGUGUCCGGAUUUCGAAAAUGAGUUCGAGAUCACCUCUUACAUAUCAUUCCUGGAUUCACUCAUUGAUAACGCCAACGACGUAAGGGAGUUGAGGAAAGCGGGCAUACUCCAGAACCACCUCGGCAGCGACGAAGAAGUGGCUCUACUCUUCAAUGAGAUUGGCAGUGACUUGGUUCCUGACUCCAACGCAUAUCGGGAAGUCAAAGCUGCCAUUCAGAGUCUCUACGAUACUAAGUGGAAGACGUGGAUCGAUGAAUUUGUCCACGAACAUUUCAGAAGCCCCUGGACGGUUAUGGCUUUUUCGGCCGCCAUAAUAGUACUCGGCCUAACUUUCAUACAGACUUGGUUCUCAUUCAAAGAAGACAGAAGUGAUUCCCGACCCCCAGUUCGGCGCUAG